AUGUUUAGAAAGAGCAGAAACAUUCAGUAUAUUCUAAGUAUUGUUCCAGGGAAACGACGCUUCGGAGUUUACCGAUUUUUGCCCAUCUUCUUCUGCAUCGGCGGUGUCAUGGAGUGGGUCAUGAUAAACGUACGAAUAGGACGAGAGACAUUUUAUGAUGUCUACAGGAGAAAGCGCUCUGAGAGGGAAUACCAACAGAAAAUUGAGGAUGGGAUAAUCGUACUUCCUGAAUCAGAACCAAAAUAAACAUUUUUCACUACUGCAAA
Molecule: messenger RNA, 266 nt
Organism: Tachysurus fulvidraco (yellow catfish)
Lineage: Eukaryota; Metazoa; Chordata; Actinopteri; Siluriformes; Bagridae
Product: small integral membrane protein 4
Exons: 2
Coding region: 1-246 (81 amino acids)
Source: RefSeq, a predicted model, not a curated record